AUGGAUGUGUGGUUCCACCGUUUCCACAAUCCACAUCUGCCACUGCCGGGCGAGACGUUUCCGAGGGGGGGCUACGUCGGAGUGCCUGAUGGCUACGUGUAUUAUUGGCCGCAUGCAGAAAGCUGGGAAAACAUCCCAAAGAAGGGAGGGAAGGCAGAGGGGCGAGGGGCGGAGGGGUCAAGCGAGGCUGGGAUUAAGACCUACAUGUCGAAGAAGCUGUCAGAAGUGGAGCUUCGUCAGGCGAUCGCCAAGCUGGUGGUGAACUGCGACCUGCCCUUCAAAAUUGUGGAGGCUGAGGCAAAGAACUUCAUACCUUCGCGCUGGACAGUGGCACGCAAUACUGUGGCGUUUGCAGCGGCCGCUCUACAUGCAGCCAAGGCGGAGCUGCAGGGGAAGGAGGGGGAGUUGGGAUGCAAGGUGUGGUACACUAUUGACAUCUGGACUGCGCCCAAUGGGAAAGCUUGGUUAGUUGUGACAGGUCACUGGAUCGACGAGUCGUUUCAGCUGUGCGAGGCAGUGUUCGAGUUUCGCGAGCUGCCGGGUCGUCAUGGCGCAGCACAGAUCGUGCAGAUCAUGGAGGACACGGUGGUGAUGUGGGGGUUGGAGGGGCGUUGUCUGGGCCUCACCACAGACAACGCCUCAGCCAACAUUGCCGCGUACAGGCGGCUGUCAGAGGAGGGUGGUGGUCGGGCUUUCUUCAACUCCUGCCUGCACUUCAGGUGUGUGUCACAUGUGGUCAACUUGGCAGUGCAGGCAGGACUGAAGGUGGAGGCCAUUCGCGCCUUGUUGAAGGUGCUCAGAGACAUGGCGUCCUGGGUUGGGUACUCGCCGCAGGGCUCGGCGGCGUUUCUGGGGCUUCAGCGCGGCCUGAACCAGCAGGCCCGUGUCAAGAAACCAGCCUUGAAGCUGGUGCAGGACAGUCCUAUCCGCUGGGGCUCGACUCAUGCCAUGAUCGAGCGCUUCCUUGAGCUGGAGAACUCGAUCACUGUGUUCUUGGCCUCGACCCAGGGCCUGGCGAAGGAGGACAAGGAGAAAGUGGAGAAGAUGCGCCUUUCAGAUGAGCAGUGGGGGAUGUUGAGGGAGCUGAAAUUUUUUCUCAGCCCCUUCAACAAGGUCUCCAAGGCAGCCGAGGGGACGGCGUACCCGACUCUGUCGAUGGUGGUGCCGUACUACAACGGCCUCAUCGACGCCAUGGAGGCCAGACUGGCAAAGGGGACCUCGGCGCUGCUGAAGCCUCUGGUCUAA
Closterium sp. Naga37s-1 is the source of this 1245-nucleotide messenger RNA. The record is from the annotation of a GenBank genome assembly. Lineage: Eukaryota; Viridiplantae; Streptophyta; Zygnematophyceae; Desmidiales; Closteriaceae.